Messenger RNA from Penicillium atrosanguineum, 1371 nucleotides. Its product is annotated as NDT80/PhoG-like DNA-binding family protein. Gene Ontology annotation, molecular function: DNA binding; DNA-binding transcription factor activity. The coding region runs from base 1 to 1371 and encodes 456 amino acids. Gene Ontology annotation, biological process: positive regulation of transcription by RNA polymerase II; meiotic cell cycle. The record is from RefSeq and is a predicted model, not a curated record. The transcript has a single exon. NCBI's taxonomy places the organism in Eukaryota, Fungi, Ascomycota, Eurotiomycetes, Eurotiales, Aspergillaceae. Gene Ontology annotation, cellular component: nuclear chromosome.
AUGCAGACAGCUUCUCACGCCAGUUCCAUUCCAGCAUUGAUGGGCAGAAGCAACGCAUUUUCCUCAACAUACACCCUCCAUCGGGGCAUGGGAAUGCCACUGACAGGUGUGAAUGAUGUCUCCCGUGCUCAUCAAUACUCGGGUACUUCUCGAGUCCUGGAAGGUAUGCUGGACCGAAAUCAGACUCCCAUCUUCCAGCAGCCAUUGGCAGAGCCUACACAGCGAUCCCAGACCCAGGUUGAAGCACCCCCUUUUGAAGAAACGAGUGUUCUCGAGGCAAUCGUGGCGGAAGUUGGAGGCACUCAGCAGACUGUGAAGCCAGACGUCCAAGCGAAGAUUGGAAGAGGCUUCUUCUCAUCCGAUGGGAAAUGGACCUGCUAUCGACGAAAUUAUUUCGCUGUAACUUGCAGCUUCAGUCUCCAUCCUUGGCCUUCCACCGUCCCUCUCUACAUUCGUCACCCAGAUCAGACCCUCGAACCAAUUCGAGGAUUCGCCAUGUCCAUUUCCGCCAUUGUUAAUGGACAAUACGGGGAUACUCGAGAGCUUGUUCAGCACACUCCUAAAAGGGACAAGCUGUCAGAACGCAAGCCAUGUCGAAUCCCACUUCAGCCCUCUCCGCCCCCAUCAUUCGGUGUUUCAACUGGAAAUCACGGCCAUGUUGGUUUCCCCCUGGGUUCGCAGUCUACGGACUACAACACGUCUUUCACAGGAACUCCUCAGCCUUGUGCUCAGCCCGCGACCUCCCAUAUGUUUGAGCGAAUCCAAUUCCAGAAGGCGACUGCCAACAACGGCAAGCGCCGAGCUCAACAGCAGUUCUACAAUUUAGUAGUCGAGCUCCACGCUGAGGUUUCUGGACCUGUUGGUAACGAUCCGCAGUGGGUUCUCAUUGCUCGGAAACACUCGCACCAAAUGGUUGUUCGAGGACGCUCGCCCGGUCACUACAAGGACGGGCGUCGCGAUAGCACCACGAGCAUGGGCCCCGAUGGAAGCAGCGGUGAUGGACCUGGAGGGCUUUCUCACGGCAUGGGUCAAAAUGCACGCUCGCCCCUAAUGAUGUAUGAUGGACACAGGAGUAGCCUAUCAUACGGACGACAAGACUACCGCCAGAUGUCUACCACUGAGCACUCCCCUCUGAGCGACAGCCCACUUAUCUCGUCAUCGUCUUCAUCCGGCUUUGAUUACUCCAUGAUGAAUGAUACCAUGGACCCAAUGGAUACGAUGAAGACGGCAUCUACUCUGGACCCGUAUCAGGAUCCGGAAUUUCCAGCAAUACCCAACCAGCAUCGCUCGAGCGCGGGCGGAUACGACCCGGUCUACUCGACCUAUGGCCGUUACGACCCGAUACAGAAUCCGCAUAGCCUAUGCACCUAG